This is a messenger RNA of Drosophila ficusphila, 1435 nucleotides long. RefSeq lists its product as uncharacterized. The record is from RefSeq and is a predicted model, not a curated record. Lineage: Eukaryota; Metazoa; Arthropoda; Insecta; Diptera; Drosophilidae. Bases 1 to 1044 code for a protein of 347 amino acids. The transcript has 2 exons.
AUGGAGUGGCCAACAAAGCAGCCAGAACAAUCGGCUUUGAAGUUCAACUUACCAUGUCGCCGAAUCAUUGUAGCGUUUAAUGCCCAACCUUUCAAUAGAGUUUUGCGGCGAUUAGUGGAGCACUUCAACCUGGCACCCCGGCGGCAUCGGCUGUACUUCUGCACCAUGUCCGCCAACAAGUUCAUCCGGAUGGCGGUGCCACUGCUGCUGGCCAACUGCAUUUAUGGCAGUCCCAGCUUCGAGGACCUGCGCUCCAGCCAGGACAUGGAGGCCAAGGAGAGCGAGGUGGACACCUCCGGAAUGCUGGAUCUGGAUCCGACGCAACCCAAGCAGAUGAACUUCCAGAAGCCUCCCAUCGGAUACAAGGACUACGAGUACUUCGUGGGUCCGCGUCGGAUGGGAGAUCUCUAUGCCGGUGACAACGAACUGGCCGCCACGUCAGCUCUCAAGAUUCACGGAGAAGGCAACUUGGGGUCGCUGAACCGGCCAGUGAGUGGAAUUGGCCACAAGCCGAUACCCUGGUACGGUGAUUACUCGGGAAAACUGCCGCUGUAUCCCUCCAGAUCCUACGAUCCGUAUAUCCGCCGAUACGACAGAUACGAUGAGCAGUACCAUCGGAACUAUCCGCAGUACUUCGAGGACAUGUACAUGCACCGCCAGCGCUUCGAUCCUUACGAUAGCUACAGUCCCAGGAUUCCGCAGUAUCCGGAUCCCUAUGUUAUGUAUCCCGACCGCUACUCGGACACACCAGCUGUUAGGGAGUACCCCAAGUAUCGCCGAGGAUAUGUUGAUGAACCCAUGGUACCGAUCGAUUCCUACGGCGCGAGCAAAUACGGAUCCUCGAAACCCGCCGACCUGACUUAUCCUCCGCGAAAUGAAAGGAUUGUUUACUACGCCCAUUUGCCAGAAAUCGUGCGAACUCCGUAUGAUAUUGCGAACCCAGAGGAGCGGAACUCAGCCCCUUACAAGCUGAAUAAGAAAAAAAUUAAAAACAUUCAGCGACCAUUAGCGAAUAACACAACAAGCUAUAAAAUGACAUUGUAGACGGUCAUCUAGAAAGUAAAACAUUUUUUUUUUAUCAUUAUUCGUACCCUCCACAUAUAGAGUUAAGUUCACCAAUUUCACAGUUUGGAGUACUCCAUUCCAUUAAGCUAAUCACAGCAUAUUAAUCAAAAAUUUAAAAAAAAUCAGAACAUUCGUAAAAUCAUAAAUUUGAAAAUCCAUUUCCCUAAUAUAAAACAUUUCUACUUAAUGGAACUUAAAUACAAAUUAAAUACUUUUUUUUCUAAAUUAAAUACUUAGAUAAUAAUCCCUAUUUUUUAACUAUCUUUUCGAAACGAAUACUCUACAAAUUGCUUCCAUUUUAAGCAAGGGAAUCUGGAGUGAUAAAUGCUUAAAUUAGGAGGUGCUAAAAGCCCAAAUGCAAAUAAAAAUC